Closterium sp. Yama58-4 is the source of this 5292-nucleotide messenger RNA. The record is from the annotation of a GenBank genome assembly. Lineage: Eukaryota; Viridiplantae; Streptophyta; Zygnematophyceae; Desmidiales; Closteriaceae.
AUGCUUGGUCAGGACUGUCCACCACUCUACGGCCUGUGCUCGCAAGGCAUGUGCAAUAACUCUGCCGGUAUCUUCGGUAAAUACGUCGUUCCUUACGUCAACUGCUCGAUUACCUACCCUACCAGCCCCAACAAGCCGUUCUGCGGUGGAGGGGCCGUCAAGCCCAUCACGUGCUGUAACAAGUGCGCGAAUCUUACGGCCGGCUCUGUCAGCACUUCCUUCAGCUGCGCCUUCUGGAUGCACGUUGCUACUGGCCCAUCCGGGAGCUGCUCCGAUUCCUUGUGCGGCAAGUGCAUCCUGUUCCCCUCCGGAACCAUCCCCUCGUGCAACGGUACCCUUCAAUGCGCGCGCCUGGUAUCCGACUCCGCCACGGACUCGUCAGUAACUGCUAAGCUGUCGCAUCCGUUCCACAAAGAUUUUCGCGUGACAUGGGGAAACGUGACUGUAUCGGAUGACGGCCGCGCGGAGUUGUCUCUCGAUAAAGCGUCCGGAUCCGGCUGGUCGUCCAACCAGCCGUACUACAACGGGUGGUUCUCUUCAUGGAUCAAAGUGCCGUCCGGAUACACGCCAGGCGUUGUCACGGCCUUCUAUCUACACUCGGAAUGGAACGCCUCAUGGCCCGGCGACUUCCACGACGAGGUCGACAUGGAGUUUCUCGGCGAGCGCUUCUCCAGCGACGUGAUUCUGCAGACCAACUGGUACGGCCAGGGCGUCGGCGGGCACGAGGAGCGCCUCAAGCUCUGGUUCGACCCGGCGGCGGAUUACCACCACUACGCGUUCCAAGUCAACCCCGAUUGCAUCCGCUGGUUCGUCGACGGGAUUCUGAUCCGCGAGGCGUGCAAGACGGCGGUGGGGAACGACCCGUUCCCGUCCUCGUCGAUGUUCCUGGUCGCGUCGCUGUGGGAUGGGAGCUCCUGGGCGACGCAGUACGGCGCGCUGAAGAUCGACUGGGCGCACGCGCCGUUCCGCGCCGGGUUUCACGGGCUGUCUGUGGAUGGGUGCUACUGGCGACAGAUGGACGAGAAGGAAGCGCCUGCUUGCGCGCGGACGCGCGGGAAUCGCGACUGGCAGCCGACGUGGGAAAAGGGGUUGGAGGAGAAGGAUUACGUGCUGCUCCGACACACGCAGGCGCAUUAUAUGACUUACUCGUACGCGCUGGACAAGACGAGGAAACCGUUCAAGCCUAAGCGGACUGCUGAAGCGACAGUGGUAGACGCGACGGCAGGAGAAGGAGUCAUCCCUGAAGAGAUUUCUUUCCUCCUUGCGCCCCGACAUCGUCGUCCCCGCGCAUUGCUAUACCCUAUCCCUGCACGUCUGGUCGGCUCGGCGAAAGAGGGGUCUCUGGGAGAGCGCCAGACUGGUUUUUGUUCUUCCGAGUUUGCCGAAGCGCGGGCUGCUGUUACGUCGCGGAGCGCGAUGGGAGGGCGGAAGGCGCGGCACCGGAUGCACGUGGGCGCGCUAGCGGCGCUCGCCGCCGCCUGCUUCGCGCUCGCCGCCGUCACAAGCAUCCCAGGCGUGGCACGGCACUUAUCCCUCCUCUCCGCCCACCGCCCCCGCUCCUCCCCUUCCGCCCCCCUCUCCGCCUUCCCCCUUGCAUCCUCCGCGGCCCCCCGCCACUUGCUGCUGGAGCGGGCGGACACCAUCGUGAGCGGGGAGCAGGGUGCGGGGGUGCGGAGAGAGGGAGGGGCGGCGGAGCCUCGUGCGCAUGAGGAGGAGGAGCGAUGCGAGGAGCCGUAUGGCUGGCUGCCGUGCAGCACGACAGUGGGUGGCAACGCGUUUCUCAUGGUGGCUUAUGGUUACAUCAUCCUCGUCGCCGCUAGACUCAUUUCCGAUGGCUCCGAGCUGCUGCUGCAGGUGCUGGACCCAGGGCUCAUCGGGGGGCUGUUCCUGCCCAUGCUGGGAGCAAUGCCCGACACCGUGCUCAUUCUGGUAUCCGGGCUGGGGGGCAGCAGGGAGCAGGCGCAGGAGGAGGUGCUGGUGGGAAUGGGUGUGCUAGCAGGCAGCACCGUCAUGAUCCUCACCGUCGCCUGGGGGGGCUCGUUGCUCUGCGGCCGCUGCGACCUGGAGGAGAAGGAGAGGAGCGACGGGAGUGUUGACCUGGUGGCCAAGGACAAGACGCUCACGCGCCCCUGGGACUUGAAAGGCACAGGGGUGACCACGGACGAGCAGACGCGCCUGGGAGCGUGGAUCAUGAUGGCCACCGUCAUACCCUUCGUCAUCAUGCAGGUGCCGUUCCUGGACGGGGGGCAGUACCCCGAGUACCAGGCGCGCAUCACAGCGCUGCUGGGGCUGCUGCUCUCCACAGCUGGCCUCGUUGCUUAUUGCGCCUACCAGGUGCUGUCCCCCUGGUUGCAGUCCUCCAAGAUCCACUAUGCGCGCAUGCACCUGAUGCGGGCGCGUGCGCUGCACCACCUGCACGACCUGGCGCUGCAGAACACGUGGGGCGGGCUGCUGCUGCCGGAUGGCACGCCCAACCGCGAGACCAUCCACCGCGUGUUCCGGCACUUUGAUGAGGACGGCAAUGGGACUCUCUCCCGCAGCGAGCUCAAGGGGCUGGUCCUGGGGCUCGGCAUUCGCAGCCAGGCACCAGGAGACGUGCCGGCAGACGACGAGGUGGCAGCAUGGAUGCGCGACUUUGACUCCAACUCCGAUGGCGAGAUCGGCUAUGAGGAGUUCAUGUCGGGCAUGCAGCGCUGGAUCACCCACCACUCCUCGCCCUCCCACCGCCCCUCCACCAUGUCCCUCCUCAGAGGCGCCAGUGCGGACAACAAGUUCUGGGAGGGGCAGCUGGCGAGUGCCAAGGGGCAGCUGGAGGGGCUGGAGCAGGAGCUGGAGGAGGAGGUGGAGGACGAGGAGCAGGAGGACGUCGUCAAAACGCCCGCGCAGAUCUACCGCGAGGCCAUAAUGCUGAUAGCAGGAGGGGCAAUGCUGGUGGGGUGCUUUGCAGACCCUGUGAUCGACUCAAUCACUGCCUUCUCCAGGGCAUCAAGCAUCCCGCCGUUCUUUGUGGCGUUUGUGGUGACGCCGCUGGCGUCCAACGCGAGUGAGCUGGUGUCGUCGCUCUACUUUGCCAUGAAGAAGCGCCGCCGCACCGCCUCGCUCACCUACUCGCAGGUCUACGGCGCCAUCACCAUGAACAACACCAUGUGUCUGGGCACGUUCCUUGCUCUGAUCUAUUUUCGAGGCCUGGCAUGGCAGUUCAGCAGCGAGGUUGUCAUUAUCCUGCUCAACACCUUUGUGGUCGGCCUCCUGGGCGGCAGCCGCCACACCUUCCCCACCUGGAUGGCCUUCCCCGUCCUCUUGCUCUACCCAGUGUCGCUUGCCAUUGUGGCUUGUCUUGACACAGAUCUUGGAAUAUUUGACGCAACCACUCUCGAUCUGCCACCUGAGCUGCGGUUACACGUAUCAAGGUCAACACUUCGAGCUACCGUCUCUCCACUGCAGGUUUUGUCUGUAACCAUGGCGACCGCUCCCGUCUCCUCGGCGAUGAAGGCGUCCCUCUCCACGAGCAAGGCGUUCCUCGCGUCGCCCGUGGUCUCCGGCCCCGCCUCAGCCAACAUCGCGCGCUUCGAUGGGCUCAAGUCGGCCUCCACCUUCGCGGGCGCCAAGCCCACCUCGCAGGCCGUUCAGCUGCGCGCCAAGUCCUCAGCGGUGCAGAGCAGCUCGGCGCAGAGCGGCGUGGUGCGGUGCGAGCAGACGGAGCCCGGCAUGAAGCUGGUGUUCGUGUCGGCGGAGGUGGCGCCGUGGAGCAAGACCGGCGGCCUGGGCGACGUGCUGGGCGGCCUCCCCCCCGCUCUCGCCGCCAGGGGCCACCGCGUGAUGACGGUGUCGCCGCGCUACGACCAGUACAAGGACGCCUGGGACACUGACGUCAUCAUCGAUGUGAAGGUGGGCGACGCGGUGGAGAAGGUGCGGUUCUUCCACUGCUACAAGCGCGGCGUGGAUCGCGUGUUCGUGGACCACCCGUUGUUCCUGGCCAAGGUGUACGGCAAGACGGGCAGCAAGGUGUACGGGCCCAAGACGGGCGUGGACUACGACGACAACGUGCUGCGCUUCUCGCUCUUCAACCAGGCGGCGCUCAUGGCGCCCAAGGUGCUCGCGCUCAACAACAACCCCUUCUACUCGGGCACGUACGGCGAGGACGUGGUGUUCGUGGCCAACGACUGGCACACGGGCGUGCUGCCGGCGUACCUCAAGGUGCUGCAGCAGCAGGGGCACUUCCGCCAGGCUAAGGUGGCCUUCUGCACGCACAACAUCGCGUACCAGGGCCGCUUCGCGCCCUCCGACUUCGACCGCCUCAACCUCCCCGACUCCUUCCGCCCCUCCUUUGCCUUCACUGACGGGUACGCGACGCCGGUGAAGGGGCCGAAGAUCAACUGGCUGAAGGCGGGAUUCACGGAGGCGGACAUGGUGCUGACGGUGUCGCCCAACUACGCGGCGGAGCUGCAGUCGGGGCCGGCCAAGGGCGUGGAGCUGGACGACGUGAUUCGCGCCAAGGGCAUCAAGGGCAUCGUCAACGGCAUGGACGUCACGGAGUGGGACCCGUCGGAGGACAAGUUCCUCGACGCGCGCUACGACGCGUCCAACGUGCUGGAGGUCAAGCCGGCGCUCAAGGAGGCGCUGCAGGCGGAGGUGGGGCUGCCGGUGCGCGCGGACGUGCCGGUGCUGGCGUUCAUCGGGCGGCUGGAGGAGCAGAAGGGGUCGGACAUUCUGUCGGCGGCGGUGGAGGAGAUUCUCGCGGGCGACGUGCAGCUGAUCGUGCUGGGCACGGGCAAGAAGUACCUGGAGCAGCAGCUCGAGGCGCUCGAGACCAAGUACCCCGACAAGGCGCGCGGCGUCGUCAAGUUCAACACGCCGCUGGCGCAUCUCAUGACGGCCGGCGCCGACUUCAUGCUGGUGCCGUCGCGCUUCGAGCCGUGCGGGCUGAUCCAGCUGCACGCCAUGCGCUACGGCACGGUGCCCAUCGUGGCGUCCACGGGCGGGCUCGUGGACACCGUGAAGGACGGCGUCACGGGCUUCCAGAUCGGCGAGUUCAACGUCGACUGCGAGGCGGUGUAUCCGGAGGACGUGGCGACGCUGACGGCGGGAGUGCAGCGCGCGCUCAAGGUGUUCGGCACGCCGGCGUUCGACCAGAUGAUUCUCAACGGCAUGGCGCAGGACCUGUCGUGGAAGGGCCCCGCCAAGGAGUGGGAGGAGACGCUCCUCUCGCUGCAGGUCGAAAACUCCUCGCCCGGCCAGGCCGACGGCGUCGAAAUCGCGCCCAAGGCCCUCGCCAACGUCGCCGCCCCCUAA